This is a messenger RNA of Salvelinus sp. IW2-2015, 2492 nucleotides long. Its product is annotated as protocadherin Fat 4. Gene Ontology annotation, cellular component: catenin complex; plasma membrane. Gene Ontology annotation, molecular function: calcium ion binding; cadherin binding. Gene Ontology annotation, biological process: homophilic cell-cell adhesion. The record is from RefSeq and is a predicted model, not a curated record. NCBI's taxonomy places the organism in Eukaryota, Metazoa, Chordata, Actinopteri, Salmoniformes, Salmonidae.
GGGUGGAUUCUCGAAAGGUCACUUCAUAUUUACCAGUGAUACCUUCAACAUAAACAAACAAGGUGUUGUGUCCAUGAAGAAUGACGUCACAUUGGACAGAGAGACAAAGGAUAACUAUGUUUUACAGGUGGUGGCGGUGGACGAAGAUGGCCUGAACGCCACAGCCCAGCUCAACAUCACCGUUCUGGACUACAAUGACAACACACCCCAGUUCCCUACUCUUCCAGACCCCAUCCCUUUCCCUGAGGGGGAGUACUCUGACAAGUCGCCAGGAGAGGUGUACCAUAUCCUUGCCACAGACUCUGAUCUCGGCUCCAACGGAGAAGUCACCAUCUCCAUCUCCUCAUCUGCCACGCUAUUUCGCUUCAGAGAGGAUGGGAUGCUACUGGUUGUGGGUCCUCUGGAUCGGGAGACCAAGGACAUCUAUGAGCUGGUCAUUGUGGCCACUGACAAGGGGACACCACAGAGACAGAACAUGACCAGCAUCCGAGUGAGCGUGACAGAUGUUAAUGACAACACGCCGGUGUUCAGUGCCAGUACGUACACUAAGAGCAUCCUGGUGAAGGACGCCAAGGUGGGGGACGCGCUGUUGACCCUCUCUGCCACAGACAAGGACAUGGGCCUGAACGCACUCAUCACCUACAGUUUCUCCUCAGGCGCCUCCCCUUGCUUGGCGCUGAAUGGUAGCACAGGAGAGGUGACUGUGGCCUCUGACCUUUCUGAUGUCACGGAGGACACACUGCUUGAACUCACUGCAAUGGCAAAGGACAGCGGGAUGCCUCCUCUGAACUCCACAGUCAAUGUCCAGGUCUUCCUGAUGACUGUCAGCCUUGGAGUGGACGUGGCCUUUGAGAGCUCCUCCUACAACUUCAGCGUUCCGGAGAACGAACCAAAAGGGAGACUCGUGGGGACAGUGAAGGCAUCACCAGGGAGCCCCGUGUUUGUGGUUACUUAUGUCCUGACCACGCACAUGGACCUGUUCUCAGUCGAUGCCCUGGGAGCCCUCACCACCAAAGAGCCGCUGGACAAAGAGACUGAGGAGUGGUACAUCCUGGAGGUGGAGGCAGUGGACUCCAGGACUCCCCCUACUUCUGCCGUCGCAAUGGUCAGGGUACAGGUGGAAGAUGUGAACGAGGCCCCAGAGUUCAAGGAAGAGACUUAUGAAGCCAAGAUCUUCAGCAUUGCCCCAUACAAAUACCCUGUGGUCCAAGUUCAGGCCACAGACCCAGACAGUGGUGACAGCGGGCGUCUGGACUACAGUCUGACGGAGUCCAGCUCGUCUUUCGACGUGGACCGUUCCACGGGCCAGGUGUACGUGGUGUCAGCGGUGGGAUUAGAAGGAAAGACGACCGCCAUCCUGGUGAAGGCCACAGAUCCUAAAGGACUCCAUGCUACAACCAGGGUGGAGGUGGACGUGCAGGGAAGUGCCAGUAAUGAUGUCGUAGUCAUCUCCCUCAACCAGGCCACCAAUGUUGUGGAGAAGAAGGUCCCAGAGAUGGAAGAGUCUUUAGGGCGAGUUCUGGGCUGGACCGUGAAGGUGAUAGAGAUUUCCAGCACCAGCAGAGGAGCUGUUGCGUCCCGGGAAUCUAGGGGCGCCGCCAAGACGUACGUCAGCUUCAUUGCCGUGGACGGCGGGGAAGUCAUCCCUGCCAAAGACGUCAAAAACAAGCUGCAGAGCGAGGCGGGCACGGUGAAGGCAGAGCUCGAGAAGGUGUUUGGGGCGGGGCUGGAGCAUGUGGUGGAGGAGGAGUCAGCCGACCCUGCCUCUGACCAGGUCAUAGUAAUCGUCCUGGGCGUCCUGUUCGGCCUGAGCCUGCUGGGAUUGGUGGCGAUGGUGACGUUCACCGUUAUCAAGUUCAGAAGGAUGAAAGAACCCAUAGAGGACUCCUAUAGGGAAAGCUUUGACAUUGAUAGGCGAAAUGAGGCUUACACAAAUAACGAUAUGAAGGCAUCCGCAACAGGCUCAGAACAGGGGCAAAGGUCAUGGAGAAAGAGUAAGACUUCCCAGGAGGCAGACCCGGAGUGUGACAGACAAGAUGGUGACAGCCACAACUCUUCUCUUUGAGUCCCACUGACAACUAAACACAAAUAAAGCACACACAAUGAAUGUGCACCAGAGCAGUGAGACAGAUGGAGCAACACUGCAAUGAAUGAAUGAUUCGUUUGCUCUGACUUAUUGGUUGGCUAUUGCACUAAUGCUUUGACCGUCAAUUGCUGGCUACAGUCUAUGCUGCACUCAUAUUAGGAGCAUUUCUCUGUAAAACAAACAAAGACCUUUGGCCAAUAAAUGUAAAAAAUAAAUAAAAAUAAAAUAAAAGGCUAUGAUAUGAAUAUGAACAUUUUAGCACUAAGAAUAGCACUUACUAUGAAUUAUUUUAUAUGCUAAUAUAUUGUUUCUGAGUGCUAAUGAUGGUAUGUAUUUCCUCUGUCACCAAACAUACCUGAACCAACUUUUCACUGCAUUUAGGUUUAACUAAUAAAAAAGACAUACC